Nannochloropsis gaditana CCMP526 is the source of this 438-nucleotide messenger RNA. RefSeq lists its product as uncharacterized. The record is from RefSeq and is a predicted model, not a curated record. The coding region runs from base 31 to 411 and encodes 126 amino acids. Gene Ontology annotation, cellular component: gamma-secretase complex. The transcript has a single exon.
CAGGUGUUGUGAGCAUCCUUCAACAAAGCAAUGGUGCGCACCUUUAUACCGCAGCCAACACAGGAUGAUGCUCAAGUCCUACUGGCCAAACGGUUUUUCGUAGUGGGCUGCCUGGGCUUGCCCUGGCUGUGGGCCGUCUCUGUGCUUUACUUCUGGCCUAAACUCCACGGAAAUGAAACCGCUGAGCAGACUGGCCAAGCGCAUGGAGACAGCAAUUUGAACAGAGAAGGACCACGCGUCGCGAAGUCGGAAUUACGGAAGUGGGUAAACCGCUCCUUAGUGGGAGCCAUAGUAGGCUUCGGCCUCCUCUUUGCUUGGCUUAUUUUCUUCCAACUGCGAUGGCAGAAAUGGGGUUACGGCGUGCUCCCCUACAUGGUCAGCGCGCCACAGAGCUAUUCGUCGGGAUGGUAAAGCAAAGUAAAGGAGCAAGGACAAAAU